Acytostelium subglobosum LB1 is the source of this 1041-nucleotide messenger RNA. RefSeq lists its product as hypothetical. Gene Ontology annotation, cellular component: lysosome. Lineage: Eukaryota; Evosea; Eumycetozoa; Acytosteliales; Acytosteliaceae. The transcript is spliced from 2 exons. The annotation marks the transcript as partial. Gene Ontology annotation, molecular function: cysteine-type endopeptidase activity. Gene Ontology annotation, biological process: immune response. The record is from RefSeq and is a predicted model, not a curated record.
AUCACCUCAAACAUCUCAAUCAAACAUUCAAUCAUGAAUAACAACAAGUUAAUCACCAUUGUAGCACUCAUUUGCUUUGCAAUUGCUGUUACUGCUGCCGCCAGACCAACAACAACAGAGACAGAGUACCGCUCAUUGUUUGCUGGAUGGAUGCUAAAGUACCAACGUAACUAUGAGCACCAUGAGUUUGCUCAUCGUUAUGCUACCUUCAAGGCCAACCACCAGUACAUUGUCAACUGGAAUGCUCGCAACAGCCAGACCAAGCUCGGUUUGAACAAGAUGGCCGACCUCACCAACUCUGAGUACCAAGCACUCUACCUCACCCUUCGUGCCCGCACCGUCCAGACCGAGGUCGAGUCAUUUGUUCGAGAGACACCAAUCGUUGGAAGUGAUGUCACCAUCGUUGACUGGAGGGCUCAUGGAUUCGUCACACCUGUUGACGACUUUGGUAUGUGUGCUGCCAGCUAUGCCUACGCCGCUGUUGGCUCGAUGGAGACAACAGAGGCCAUCGUUAAUGGCAAGUUGAUCCCACUGUCUGACCAACAAAUCAUUGAUUGUUCGGCCAAGUUUGGUAACCAGGGCUGCAACAGCGGUCUUCCCCUCUACACCUUUGAAUACGUGGUCGAGAACAAUGGAAUUGAUACUGCCGCCGCCUACCCAUGGACCGGCAAGUCGGGCAAGUGCAAGUUCUCACCAACUGAGAUCGGCGCCAAGUUCUCAAGCUACGUCAAUGUCACCACUGGCUCCGAGGCCAGUCUCGAGGCUGCCGUCAACCUCACAUCAGUCGCCGUGUUGGUCGACGCCUCCCACUCCUCCUUCCAGCUGUACGACGGUGGUGUCUACUACGAGCCAGGUUGCUCAUCCACCGAGUUGGACCUAGCCAUGCUCGUCGUCGGAUAUGGUAUUCAAACACCAUCGACUGGCUACUGGAUCGCCAGAAAUGACUGGGGCGUUGACUGGGGUGUCAAUGGAUACAUCAUGAUGGCCAAGGACAAGCACAACAACUGUGGUAUUGCCUCAGCCGGAAACUAUCCAAUCGUU